GCAGGGGAGCCGUUGAUAUCUUAGCGGGCCUGCCCACAAUCUCUCUGCAUAAUCUUUUUCUCUAUAUAUUUUAUCUUUCGCCUCUCAGGAACUCAUCAUUCGAUUAUACUCUGCCAUCUCCUAUCUGUAGGAGAUUUUAAUGGCGGAUUAUUGGUUCAUAAGAAUUUCUACAGGCUAUAAUGGUCUGUUAGUCCCAACAUUUCUGCUCAAUUUCAUCUCUGUUUUAGAAGAUUUGAACAAAGCGAUUUGGUGGGUUCUUUCUCGAGUUGGAUUCUUGGAGCCCGGAAGCUCUAGUGUGUCAGAACAAUCCUCUCAGAUUUCGGUUGUGUGCGGAGACAUCAUCAGAGAAAGAUUGCCACUGCUGACGUUUGGAAAAUUUGCAGAGAGGUUUAGUGAGAUCGAGGAGGAAGUUGUGUGCGCUGUUUGUUUGAACUCGUUUGAGAAAGAUGAUGAAAUAAGAGAGCUCUGUAAUUGCAGUCAUGUGUUUCAUGGGAAUUGUUUGGACAAAUGGAUUGAUCAGCGUCAAGACACAUGCCCUCUUUGCAGAUGUUCUCUUCUUCCACAAAGGCAGAUUUUGGAUGUACAACCAGCAACUUUCUGGGUGGUCGAUCAGAUCUCCUAUCUCUUCGCAGAGGAUUUAAUGGUUUCUGCGUAGAAAAAGAAACAAACAUAUUUCUACUUGUAUAUAUAUGUAAUUGGAUCUGAUGAUCCCAAAAUAGAGAGUUUGAGAAGUCAAUAAUAAUAAUUAGCUGUGGGUUUCCUCGUAAUGGUAUUUCUGUUGAGAAAUUGAAGGCAUAAGAAGACUGAAAUGUAGAAAAAAGUUUUUUACGCUAGUUUAUGUUUGCUAAGCAUUUGUCUGUGCUUUAGAAUGGCCAGUUCAUGGAUUGUCAAUACGUCAUCACGUCAUUAAAGAGUGCGUCCAAAGUGGGUAAUGAUAAUAACAUGCCAUCAUUUUCAAUAUGAAGACGUGAUUUCUAGAACAUACAAGUGGAAGUGCAGUUACUGACGAAAAUGGAUUAAUUAUUUCACUUGAGGCAAUUCUUUA
Messenger RNA from Cryptomeria japonica (Japanese cedar), 1045 nucleotides. RefSeq names its product brassinosteroid-responsive RING protein 1. NCBI's taxonomy places the organism in Eukaryota, Viridiplantae, Streptophyta, Pinopsida, Cupressales, Cupressaceae. Gene Ontology annotation, molecular function: zinc ion binding; ubiquitin protein ligase activity. The coding region runs from base 140 to 655 and encodes 171 amino acids. The record is from RefSeq and is a predicted model, not a curated record. The transcript has a single exon. Gene Ontology annotation, biological process: protein ubiquitination.